Dinoponera quadriceps is the source of this 1454-nucleotide messenger RNA. RefSeq names its product peroxisomal membrane protein 11B (gene Pex11ab). The record is from RefSeq and is a predicted model, not a curated record. NCBI's taxonomy places the organism in Eukaryota, Metazoa, Arthropoda, Insecta, Hymenoptera, Formicidae. The transcript has 3 exons. Bases 195 to 878 code for a protein of 227 amino acids. Gene Ontology annotation, cellular component: peroxisomal membrane. Gene Ontology annotation, biological process: peroxisome fission; regulation of peroxisome size.
AGCAUUUGCAAAAAACGCAAAAAGAUAACGUUUUAAGCCCGCUUGGUGAUAACGUAUUUGAAUUUUGCUAAUUGAAAUUCGGAAGGUAGCAGACAAUAUUCAUUAGGAUUAACGUGUCACUCCGUUUCUACUUGAUUCUGUUUAUUCAUCAACCGUGAGUUUAAGCAAUUUGUUUAUCCUUUCCGGCAACAAUUAUGGAUAUCGUGAUAAGAUUGAACAAUCAAACCGCGGGGAGGGACAGAUUAAUACGACUGCUGCAGUACGGAUGUCGUGCUUCUUCGUACUAUGUGAAGAAUUCACAUUGUACAAAACAAGUAGAAAUUUUGAAGAGUUUGGAAUUUACUUUCAGUUCAUUUCGAAGAUUACUCCGCCUUGGAAGAUGCUUGGACAGUUUAUAUCAAGCUGUGGAAAUGACAAAAUAUUCCGAGCUGAUAGUGAAGAUAACAUUAACUAUGGCAAAGCUAAUGAAUGCCUUGUAUUUACUAGCAGAUCAUUUUAUCUGGGUAGGCAGAAUGGGGAUCAUGAAAGUGAAUUUAACAAAAUGGAAUAGAGUUGCGAAUAGAUAUUGGCUAGUGAGCAUUAUUAUGAAUUUAUUGAGAGACAUUUACGAGAUUUUUAAAAUUUUCGAACAUGAGCAGAUGUACUCGCGAAUGCAAAGUCGCAAUAUACUCAAACGGCAUUAUAUUCCAUUCUAUCUGAAACUUCAUAAGACAGUAGUAUUGGACACCAUUAAGAACGGAUGCGACUUAUUUAUUCCAUUAACGGCAUUAGGUCAUGUGAGAUUUACUCCGGGUACAGUGGGUAUACUUGGUAUGAUUUCCUCAUUGAUCGGUUUAUACACGAUUAUUGAUCCAUACUCUAAAAUAUGUCCUUCUUAGGUAUUAUUAGUGUUAUAAUAAGGUAUAUAUCACAAUAUAUAUAAGGUUUAUACCAUGUUAUAUAUAUAUAUGUAUACAUACAUACAUAUAUAUAUAUAUGUAUGUAUACAUACACAAAGGUUUCUGUAAUGGUAUUCCACAUACAAUACUUAGUAAUACUUGACAAUAUUUAAAUUUUAAUUAUUAAAAAGUAUUGCUUGUGAUGAUUACAACGAAAACUUCAAAUCGAUAUAAUUUAACAUUCCGGAUAAUCAUAAUGUAGAGUAUAACAUUGAUUUAAUAUUACUGUUCGAUUCUCUAAUAAUUAGUGCCAAAUAUCCCUGUUGGUCCGUCACUAUCUCUAAGAUUUUUGUACUCGAGUUUGAAAAAUGAUAUUGAAAUCUUUAAAUAAUUCUAUUAAAAAUUUGUAAAAUUUGGAUCGUUCAACUUGUGUUAAAUUAGUCAAUUUUAUAUUUGAUAAAUAACUCAAAUUGUAUCUAAAAUAUCAUGUUAUCGUGAUAUGCGAUUUAAAUGAAACUGGCAUUGAACGAACACAGAUUAAUUGGUUAUAAAAAAUAUAUAAUUGUUUGCAACUUA